Messenger RNA from Stegastes partitus (bicolor damselfish), 1784 nucleotides. RefSeq lists its product as uncharacterized. The transcript is spliced from 3 exons. Gene Ontology annotation, molecular function: hydrolase activity; metal ion binding; nucleic acid binding. The record is from RefSeq and is a predicted model, not a curated record. Bases 108 to 1367 code for a protein of 419 amino acids. Lineage: Eukaryota; Metazoa; Chordata; Actinopteri; Pomacentridae.
AGAUUUCAUGAAGCUCUGAUCGAAGACGAAAAGCCGACCGUUAGAGCAGCUGUGCACAAGUUAACGGCACUUUCUGACGACUCUCUCCUCCACAUGUGCAGCGUGUGAUGGCGAUAUCGGUGAGGAUGUGGCGUUUCCUGCUCGUCGCUGCCUUCAUCGUUCCCACUGUGACUGAAGUGGUGGAUUCAGUGUCAGACUGUGCUGGGUUUCUUCUUGACGAACGUCCACCACAGAUCCCGGGAAUCUUACAAAAUGGAAACGUCACAAACCAGAACCGAUACAAAGUCAUCUGCCAGACUUAUAUGGACCAAAGAAGAUUUCUGACGCUCUACGACACCAAGAACAGGAUUCCAGUGUUUUCUGCCUACAAGUACAAAGGGGAACAAGACACGGGAGGACGCCGUCCAUUUUGGAGAAUUGAGGAACAGCUUGAAGGAAGAAACACCAACAACAUGAGAGACGACGACAACGUCAACCAGGCCAGUGACGAUGAUUACAAAACAGACAAACAGUAUAAUAGGGGCCAUUUAUUUCCAGUUUCUCAUGCAUUUGACAGAAAUGACAAAAAGUCAACCUUCACCCUGACAAACGCUGUUCCACAAGCAAUCACUUUCAACGGUGGUAGCUGGCAAAAAAUGGAGAGCUGCACCAAAUGUGUCCUGCAAAAGUACUGCAUUAAUAAUAAUGGUGACCCUGUAGGCUUUGUAGUGACGGGAGCACGGCCCAGCACGAGCAACACACUCAACAACAGGGUUAACAUACCUUCCAUGCUCUGGACAGCAUUCUGCUGUUACAGUCGCAACACAAACAGGUGGUUAGCCAGCGCACACUGGGGCGACAACAUCCCAAAAAAUGGAUCUAAAUAUCUGCAGACAAAGACUUUGGCACAACUCCAUCAAGAGCUGAGCUCAGUGGGCUCAAGGUUUGAGGCGUUUCCUGGAACACAGUGUCCUCUCCACACAACUGUUGCUGAGUUUUACCCAGAAAUGGAAAAGAAAUGCCAUUGUCCUCCCCAGGCCUCAACCACAACUACCCCUCCCACGACAACUAAACCUCAAACUACUACGAUUCCACCAACCACAACCACAACACCAACAACUACGGCCCCGACAACCACAUCCAAAACCACAUCUGCUACAACUACCACAAACAAAGAAGAGAGCUCCUCAGAAAAUACUGAGGACAGUGAGCAAGAGGAAAAUCAGGAAGAAGAAGAUGAUGACGCUGGAUUGCGGAGCCUGGACGACAUCCGUUCUUCAGUGGGAAAUCUACUGAGAGGUGCACUGGAAAGUGUACUGAGAGCUGUACGUAAAAGUGCUGACGCAGUACGAGGUGGACUGGAAGAUCUGUUUGAAAGACUCGUCUAGGAGGAAAUGCUCCACAAUCAACAAACUUCAUUCUUAAGUAAGGAUUGAUCUGUAAACUAACACAACCUCCCAGAAAUCGACAACCUUUAGUCCUACAUUGGAUGAAGACGUUUUGUGGUUUUUACUUUUAACCUUUUGAUGGAUUCACUUUGCUUAUGAUCAGUUUGUUCCAACAAUAUGAUGACAUAUUGAUCUGAAUGUAGCCUGAUGCAUACGUGUUACUGGGAGAAGCUGAGCAACAGUUACAUUACUGGUUAGAGCUUUAACACACAUUAUAUAUAACGCUGGAUGAUGCAUGUUGAUGUUUAAAGCCUGCUAUUGUCAUGUACCCGUGAAUAAAUAUUUCAUUUUUGCAUGAACUUCAUUCCUGGAAAAUGAAUGAUUAUUAAAAUGAAUUCUUGCCUGUUUCCUUUAAAA